Messenger RNA from Gongylonema pulchrum, 726 nucleotides. Lineage: Eukaryota; Metazoa; Nematoda; Chromadorea; Rhabditida; Gongylonematidae. The record is from the annotation of a GenBank genome assembly.
AUGCAAAAACAGUUAGUGAUCGUUUCUAUUGCAGUCCCUUUCGAAGUUGUGAAAUCGGAUCUCGAACUCUUUUCCAAGCCCCAGUCAAAUCCACAUCUUCCUAGCUUGGAUCCACUUGUAUCGCUACGAGUAACCAAUGCAUACGACGAAAAAAAAGUGAAAAUUCCACAUUCAAAACUGUCCAGGAUCAAAGCCCAUAAGCUGCUGGGUGAUAUUGGAAAAACACGUUCUGCCAAUGAUAUUUUUUAUGAUAAGUACAAGAAACGAUUACGAAGCCCAUCACCACGUGACAGUUUGGCAACCACAAGGUCGACAUGCAUUUCUAUAGCACGCAGCUUCCGCUUCAUUCUUACAGCCGACAAGUUUUCUAUGAUCGCCAUACGCGGCGGCAAUUCAUAUGACGAUUAUCUUGCUGGUAACCUCGUACCGCUCUUCAUAUCGAUGUCAGUGAUGACGAGAACUGAGCUUCACCUGGGGCCGGAACGGGUGAUGCCGUUCAUACCGCUUACAAAUCUUACUUCAGUUCAAUACUCACUAAAAGUAGCCUCUGUUACCCAAGAGCAAGAUCGUGACGAACCUUUACAACAGAACACUGCAUUCGGUGAUGGAAACGUCUAUACGUAUACGCUUUCGGACCGAUUAAUGACUGAACGAAAGCAAGCCAAUCUUAAUUUUACGUUUUUAUCAAUGGAAGUUGUUACAUCGUUCCGAGCGCUGCUCGCAUAG